Molecule: messenger RNA, 3525 nt
Organism: Scleropages formosus (Asian bonytongue)
Lineage: Eukaryota; Metazoa; Chordata; Actinopteri; Osteoglossiformes; Osteoglossidae
Exons: 5
Coding region: 4-3525 (1173 amino acids)
Biological process (GO): regulation of glycogen biosynthetic process
Cellular component (GO): protein phosphatase type 1 complex
Molecular function (GO): glycogen binding; protein phosphatase 1 binding
Source: RefSeq, a predicted model, not a curated record
CCCAUGGAGCACGGAGGAGUACCACGACAGGCUGGUGACACCUGCCUCCUGGAGGUGGUGGACCCCAACUCUUGGGAUUGGGACGAGGAUGACCUGGUCGGUGGAAUCAAACCCAAAUCCUCCCCACUUCCUCGAAGGAAGAGCUCCUCUUCGUCAGAUGACUCGGACCUGGGGCCACCACCCACCCAGUCCAGGAGGGUCUCCUUCGCCGACGCCUUCGGCCUGAAUCUCGUAUCGGUCAAGGAGUUUGACGCCUGGGUCGUGCCAACCCCCUCAGCUUUUGACCCCAUAGAGGGUGAGGCCCAAGCACAAGAAGAGUACUCCCUGUCAUGCCUGUUCACAUUGCCGAACUCUGAGACUGAACUCGCAAAGAUACUUUGGGAGCAGAAGGUAGAGCUGGAAAGCGUGGAGCUGCUUCCAGGGUCCACCACGCUGAGGGGGCUUGUCCAGGUGCUGAACCUCUGCUUCCACAAGACAGUGUAUGUGCGCACCACGCUCGACAGCUGGACCAGCCACUUUGACCUGCUGGCAGAGUUUGUGCCUGGUUCUAGCAAUGGCCAGACAGAUCGAUUCUCCUUCAGGCUCACCCUGGUGCCUCCAUUCGAGAGAGAGGGAGCCAGAGUUGAGUUCUGUCUCCGGUAUGAGACGCCAGUCGGCACUUUCUGGGCAAACAACAGAGGGAUGAAUUAUGUGUUGUUCUGUAAGAAGAAAGAGGAGACGAUGGACAGACUUCAACAGACAGACGUCCCCGACCGGCCCAAGAGAAGCUGUUUGAAAGCGGUCAGCAAGGAACCUCCAUCAGAUGCAUGUCCACCCACACUGUUUGCUGCAAUUCAAGAUGAGCCCAAAGAUAACAAAGUACUGGCCGCCAAAGAAAUGCUGGAAAUACAACUUUCAGAGGUUAUUCAGGAUGAUGAAGAUCAGCAAACAAAGGUGGAUAAUAACCUGAACUGCCGUAGGAGGAGCCAGCGCCGUGCAGCCCGUCUCGCCCAGAUACGAGAAUAUUUUGCCCAAAGGGAGAUGCUGGCUGCCGGGGAAAACAAAGACAUAGCAGCGGAAACAAGUGGCAAGGAGCUGACACUGUUAUGUGAAACCACUCCUCCGCUGCCCCCAGAAAGAGAGGACGAGAGAACAGCGGUGUUAGAGCUGGGAGCCGGUGACAUCUGGAAUGGUUCUGUAAAUAAACAGCAAGAGGAUGCCUCUCCUGAUGUCCCACAAGGUGAAAUCCUCAAACUAGCAGGAAGUGGUCCAUGGGAGGCACUUACUUGUGCCAAGGGGAUAGACACAAUGUCUAGUGCAGUGACAUGUGAAGUUCCUGAAUCUCUGGGGCACCAUCUAGGCUCAGGAGUCCAGUGUGGCGGAACCAGUCAGAUGCGGUUAGUCAGCAACCCAGAUGUAUUUUGUCAGCCAAUCAGGUGCAGUUCAUGGGCUAAUCAGGUGCCUUUAGGUGACCAGUCAGAUGAAGGUCCCCCUGAACUCAGAACCUCUAAUGUCCAGCAGGUAAGAGAGUGGGGCACAAAUACAAGGAGUGACAUCAGCAGUGAUACUAACAGGGAACUAUGCACACAAGACAGCAGAAUCACCAGUGACAAUACAGCUAAGACGACGCUGCCAUCUGACAGCAACAUCUAUAGCAUUGACCCUCCCUUUACCUUUGAGACAUUUGUGGCACCUCUCUACCAGCAGGCGUUCUGCAGAGUGGAAACUGAGAAUCUGGAUUUUGGGGAAGAUGAAGAGGAGGAAGGGGAAGGAUCUGAGGAAAUGGAAGAUGAGAGUCAGUUGUGUAUCACCCAAACCAAUGCUUUGAGUAUUGAUCAUCACUGUGGUCAUUUGACAGACAGUGAUAAAGAGGGGCCAACAGAUAUGCUGGCGUUUCCUGUUUAUGAGCCUGAGGACCAGAACGCCACUGGCCAGUCACUGAGUGUAGACAGAUACAGCGGCGGGAAUACAGAGGACACCUUCGCAAAUAAUGCUGAUGAAUUAAUAGAAAAUUCAUUAGAGGUAAAAGUGGAUGUGGAUGAGUCGGCUGACGAGUCAGCCGCCGGUGUCUUCAAAACAUGUCAGGAGCCAAAGAACACUUCAGAUAGACCUCUGUCCAACAGCAUAGCUCUUGUAGAGCAAAAUAAGGAACAUAUUGGUGAGGAAAAAGAAAAUAAAGAACCCAAAGAUAUAAAGAACAAAGUGAAAGGAGAGGAAAAACACAAGGAAAGAGAAAAAGAGGUGCCCAGACUACAAAGCCUAGUUUUAAUACAUGUGGAAGGAAUAAUAAAUACACAGAAAGAGUUUCUAACAGCAAUUGAAGUGGCACUCAAGGAGGAUAAAGAGAAAUCAUUUUUAGAAGAGGCGGAAGGGGAAAAAGAGACAUCCGUAGACAAAGAAAGUCAUGGGAAAGAGAAGUCACUCAUGAAUGACCAAGAAAAAAGAGAAAGGAACGAAAUAACAGAAAGCGGAGAUGUAGGAGUGGAUGUAUCGCUGAAAAGAGAAGAUCUUGAGGAAGGAGACAGAGAGGUCUAUGGGGAAAAGGAAGACCGUGUGCAUGAAGAGGGAAAAGAACGAGAAGGAGUAUUUAUGGAAGAGGCAUGCCAACUGUAUGAAACAGCAGAAGUAUUCUGCAGAGAAGAUGAAGACGUAGAAGAAGAUGCUGAAGAAGAACCAAAAAUAUAUCAAUAUAUUCCAAAGGAAAAUGGAAAGGAAAGUGACAGGGAUAUGUUACAAGAAAAGGAGGUUAAUUUCCACAUAGAGAGGGAAACAACAUGCAGUAUAAAAGAAGAAUAUGCUUAUAAAAGUGAUUACAUUUUCUUCGGAGGGGAUGAACAUGCAAAUAAUAAAGAAUAUUUAAAUAAGGACAAUGAAGGGAGGGAAGACAUAUUCAGACUCAACGAUAUCCAUGUGCAUGAAAGAAAAAGCAGAGAAAGACAUAAAGUUGAGGGCAUUGCCAAUGAAAUGGUGCAUAAAAAUGAAGAGAUGAGUAUGGAUGAAGGAGCUAUGCUUAGAGAUAAGGUAAAUAUCCAUGUUGGGGAGAUGCUGUGCAGAGAAGAGCAACAGGACACCAAGAAGAGAGAAGGACUGAUGAGGGGAAAUGGAGAGAACAUCAUUGCAGGAAUGGAUGAUCUGGGCAGAGAGAUGGAGGAGGAGGAGGAGGAGGAGGAUGGCAGUUCCCCUGAUUCGCUCAGUGACGACGAGAUGGAGCAACACCUGCUAAGGGUGAAGACCCUCCAUAACACCUCCCACGUAGUCACUGGACACCAAAAGGAUAUGCUGUUGUCUGCUGGCCAAAGGCCCUCAAUAAGCAGAGGCAGGUUGUCACUUAUGGCCUUGUCCUCAAUCAGCGAGUCCCUGAAUGAAGAGUGUGACACCGAGGAGGAGGAACGAGAAGGUUCAUCUCUGAGGAAACCAGGAAGGUCUAAAGAAGGAUCUUAUUAUUAUGACUUCUUUGCCUGUUUUGCACUGUACCUGUUUUCUGUGUACUGGUUAUGCUGCCAUGGGGAGAAGGACAGGUUGAAAGGAGCUGACAGAAUACAGUAG